GUCGUGACAGACGAAGCAAAAUUUAGAAAGGAACGUCAACACAUCCUCAACCAGGCGUGUAUGUGGUUUGACAAGACCAGGAUGUGGUCAUAUAGUAAAUGAAAACGUAGCAAAGGAAAAUAUAUUUGAUGCUUUACAAAACACAAGGAUAUUUGUACAAAUUUGAAAAUGGUUGGAGCUGAAAUCUGACUCGCGAGCUCAUCCGAGUUUACAUUAGACAAGGAAGUAAUAUUACAUAUCGGAUCAUGUCACAUCCAUUCGUGUGUGAAGGGUGACGCAUGCGACUGAUCCUCCUCAAGCAAGAUAAUGUAAGCCCCAGCAUGACCUAGGUGAAACAAGAGUGACUGACAGCAAUGGCCAUCUUGAUUGACAACUUGUCAUCUCAUCUAGCACCACUGUCAAGCUAACUCACACCAAGGUCUAUGAGAAGAUGGAUAACGUCAUCAAACAGGGAUAUCUACGGAAGGCCUUUCCUUCAGAGAGGGGACUUUCCAACCUUCUUGAUAAAAUCGACCCCAACAAGUGGUUUGUAUUUCUCGUGCGGCAAGGCAAGCCAUACUUGGAAUAUUAUGAAAAAGAGACUGAUGUUUUCUCUGCGGAACCAAUCAACACCUUUGACCUCUCAUCCUGUAAACAAGUGACUUUCACCUUUCUGCGGAAUGCCCGGAUUCACACUUUCAACAUUAUACUUGGUGACCGGGUCAUUGAACUUGCUACAACCUCCAGGGAGAUAAUGAUAUCUUGGUGUGACUGUCUGGAAAUUACACUACAACGACUUGGAAUUCUAGGGAAAGAAGAUCAUGAGCAUGUCUACUCCUUCUGUCCAGCUGUCGUCAACAAGAUUGGACAUUCAAGCAAAGAUGAGGAGGAGGAUUCAAAAGAAGAGGAAGGGGCAGCAGCAGAUUAUUCUGUUCCAGACGAAGACAUUUUCGGGACAGUAAGAGAAAUGGAGAAGGCAGAAGAAACUGAUAAAAAGAUGACAGAAAAAGACAUUCAUGACUAUCUUCUUCGUAAAGAAAGCAAUGCAAGCCAUGCUAGUGAAGAUGACACGUCUGACUAUUCUGGGGACUUUGUUGGCAGAGAAUUCUUCCAAAAAAAUCGGAUUCUUUUGGGAGAAAAGAAAAGAGAUUCUUUAGGAAGGUCUGCUGUUGUUAAAUCAGAUAGGACAAGUGUGGCAAACAUUGAAACACAACCUAAAACAGUGGAGGAUUCGAAUAACAAUACCAAUAGUUUUGGCAGUGGGGACAAUUGUAUAGAUGAUCUGGAUGAUGGGUAUUCAGAACUUGCCAACUGGAGAAUGAAAGAUGCAAAAUUUGGGGAAGGUGGACACAAUGGAAUGGCUGUCUCCAAAAAUCCAUCACCUCCGAAUCAAAAGACCACUGCUUCAUCACAUAUCAAAAAUCAGGGUUCACUCUCAGAUGGUAUAUCAAAGGAAAAGCUUGUUGUGGACUUGCCUCAGGAAGCUUGUUGUAGCAAUGACUCUGGUUGUCGACCUUUGGUAGGUGGUACAACUUCUGCAGCUGCUGCUCAAAAUUCAGGAUUAAGAGGUGGUGGUGCUCAGAAUGCUAAUGCUGUCUCAAACAUGAACCAACGAGGUGAAAAUCUUUAUAGUGCUUUUCCUGGUGCAGAAGAGCAAGUGUUUUCUGAAACAUUAACAACACAAACAGAAACGUCUUUAAAAAGUGUUGAACCGCUUCCAAGGAGUGUAGCCCCGAGUACUAAACCAAUACCAAGGAGACGCACACAUGUUCCCAAUUCUAAAAGUGUUGAUCAUGGAACCACCAAGAUGUUUCAGAAGUGGGAGACUUUUGACUCAGAUUUCCCUUCAAAAAGAGCUCCUAAUACUCCUGCUGCUUCUGCAACAAGAGACUCCAUGAGCAAUGGUACAAGCAACAUCCCACCAUUGCCACCGAGAUUUGACUCGUUGCCCUCAUGGUGUUCUGACUCUACUGAUGAUACCUUGUUCAAGAACAUCCAGGAACGCCCAAUGCCAAGAGUUCCAUCUCCAGUGUUUAACCAUAUGACCCAGUCUUACACCGGACCUUCAGUGUCCAGUCAGCAAGUUCCCCCGAUUCCUCCAAGAAGGGAUUCAAGGGGAAACAGGGCAGCAAGCACAUCAGACAUUGCCCCUCCUCUCCCGGCAAGAAGGAGCCAGAGCUUUCGAAUCCAACGACCGAUAACGUCUCCUCCAAACUUGACAGGUGAUGGUCCACAGUUUUUAGACCAUCCACCACCAUCACCACAAGACAUUGACGACGCUGUAGUGCGGCGGCCAGAUCGCCAGUUGUCCAUCCGGAUGAGGAUGGAGAGGGGACAGAGUGCUCACACUGUGAUAUCAUUGAAACACAAUCAGAUAGACAUUCUUCAAGGAGAGAUGUUGUCUGCUGGUGUUGCUCUUGAGCUAACUCAGAAGUCGUGUCAGGGGAUUGCGUUGGUGGAUAUCAACAAGAAAGUUUGGAUUGGAGGCUGGAAUUGGAAAGACUUCCCACGUCUCCACAGCAAGUUCCAUGUUGGUGACGAGUUGCUGAGCAUCAACAGCCAGCCUGUAGAGAAUGCCAGUUCGGCCAUGAAGAUCCUGAAGCACGCUUCCAAGCCGAUGGAGGUCGUGGUCCGUCGCAUCCCCAAUGCCAGAGUUUUCGAGAUCAGGAGGUCAGCAGAGGGGCAGAGUCUCGGCAUCAGAAGAGAAGGAGGAACAGGGGAGAUUCUAUAUGUUGACCCAAAUGGUCUGGCAGCAAAACAUGGCCUUUUGUCCAGAGGGGAGUGUGUGCUGAACCCAGGCAAUCUCUGUACCUGGUACAUGACCGAGAUAAACAGCAGACCAGUCAGCCUCUAUUUUAAGGAUCUUGAGAUUGAACACAGACUGAAUGCUGUUGGCCUUGAGAUAUCAUUUGUGGUCCAGCCGUCAGACUUCAUCAAUGAGAUAAAGAAACAGAUAAAGAAGAUGAAGAAUUACAAGAGCUACAUCCCACAGUGAUCAGUCUUAAAACUCUGCAGGAUUUUAUGCAUUCAUUUGCUUGUGAUAUGUGUGUAGCUAUUUGAUACUCUGUGCUUUCAUAAUGGUAAGCUUGUUAUUAUCACCUAUUUAUUUCAUCUUAAGUCUUCAGUAGCUUCAGCAUAUAAUCAGAUUCUGCAGUGCUUUAUGAUCCCACUCUACUCUUUAGUCAGAUGUGUUUAUCAUUUCAGAAAUGUUUCAAAGUUUCCUAACAUACUAGUAAUUGAUUUGAGAAACUGUUUGGAAACAACUUUGAUUGGACUACAGAUGGUCUUUAUAUAUUCUUGGGCAGUGACUGAGUUUACUAAAGAGAUAACAGACUGACUGCUGGAUAUUCCAGGGUUUGAAGCAGGGAGUUAUUUCAGGAAAAAGUAAUUGGUUCCAAAAUUUGUGAAGGCCUCAGUAUGUUCAAAACAGAGAUCAAGUUGUUCCCUGUGUAUGCUUGUGUAUUUCACAGAUGACAUGGAUACUGUUUUUCUGUCCAAAACAAAAUGGUAUUAGUCUUGAAGCUGUGACUCCAAACAUUUUCUUACCCUGCCCCAAUACUGCAUAGGCAGUCCCAUACAAUGUUCAGCAUUGAAAAACAUAUUUGCUCAAUAAUGUUUCGAAGUUUGUUUUGGUGCUUGUAUUUGUUGAACAAUGAGGAUUGUAUUUCUAAGUAAUUAUCACUCGUGGUUCAUAUUAGAACAACUAGCUAGACCUUUUCUGGUAUUUAGAAAGAAGCAAAAAGGUUUCCUUUGAAGUUUUGUUUGUAAAGUUUAUUACUCUGAUGGACAUUGCUGAUAGACAUGGUACAUAGUGAAGCCAUAAGAAACAUUGCUCACAAAUACAAACUUUGUUCCAUCCUUCAUUAUCCAGAGUGUCGCGUCUCCAUUUCUUAGUGUUAAAUACCUUCGGACCAUCCACUGCCUUUAGCUUUUCUCGAAGUCCAGGGUGACUGACGCCAUGUUAAAAGUCAAAUUACAGCAGUCUUUCAUGACUGAAACAAAAAGCAGUGUCACUACUACUACUCUCUUCCAUUCCAUCUCACAUACUCUUGGAAACAUAUGGGUAAAUGAACUCAUGCUAGCCUUGUGGUUAGAGUAUUCAUCUGUCACGCCGAAGACCUGGGUUCGAUUCCCAACAUGGGUCCUAUGACUG
Haliotis rubra (blacklip abalone) is the source of this 4132-nucleotide messenger RNA. RefSeq lists its product as uncharacterized. The coding region runs from base 431 to 2974 and encodes 847 amino acids. The transcript has 9 exons. Lineage: Eukaryota; Metazoa; Mollusca; Gastropoda; Lepetellida; Haliotidae. The record is from RefSeq and is a predicted model, not a curated record. Gene Ontology annotation, molecular function: protein binding.